UGUCUCACUUCUAUAACAUUCUGUAAGUUAAAUUUGUUAAAUUAUUUUUAACACACCAAGAGAUUUUUUCAUUCCUUUUUUUUGCAUGUAUAUUUUGUUUUUAUUGUGAUGUGUAAGAUUUCUCCUUGUUUGGAGUGGAGGAUUGUUAUCUGUACUUUUUUGGCUGCUGGAGUUCUCUACAUGAGUUAUGGGCAUUUUAAUCCUAGACACUACUUUUAGAACUUCAUUUGUUUUGUUGUAGUUGCACAGAGAGAGAGCUAUAAAUUAGUCCUCAUGAAGCCAAUAAUUCAGAUAUAUACUUGAGGAAUUCCUUUUGGUUCAAUUAUAUUUAUUUUUCCAAACAUUUUGUUUGAGCGAAAAUGAGAUGGCUAUCUACCGUUUCCUUAUUUUUUUUCAGGAAAGCAAAGGGUUGUUGACUUCCUCUCCCCUCCCUUCCUUCCUUCUUUCUGAAGGUACUGUACUCAUCUGAAAAAAGAGAACGAAGUGAUUGUUCCUGUUCUCUUUCUUAAGUCAUUUGAAACAUUGUCCUUGCUAGUUUUCUAAGUUUACUGCAAUCUCUACACAGGGAGCAAGAGAGAUUGCCAACAGGAAAGCAGGUAGAGAGCUUAGCUCAUUCCAACUUCAACAAUUGGUCCUUCAUUCACCUCAAUCUGAUUGCACCCAACCUCUGUGUUAAUGCUGGGUUCUUGAAUAAUUGAACUCCCUCUUUCCAAGGAAAGCAGACAAUGCAGAAGGAAUUAAAUACGAUGAAAAAUGAGGAUGUAUGUUUCAAUGUUGACAAAAUACACACAUCACACUGCCUGCAGCCAGUGGAGCCUGAUGUGAAGUCUCACAGAACUGCACCAUUCAGUGAAGAAUUCAGGGCACAGCUUGCACAGUUCCAGUAUGGUCCUUCCCUGGGGGAUAUAGAAACCUUUCACGGAUCCUUAGAAGGAGGGUCCCGGAAACGCAAAAGCAUGCCCACAAAAAUGCCUCACACUAUCCCUACCGGAGAUCCUACGUCACCAUCACACGGAUCGGAAAACAACAAUGUAUGCUCCCCCAGUCUUCCUUUAAUGUACCAACAGCCCACACAGCCCAAAUAUAACUCCCAAAUGAUUGAUCUCUGUGACAUUGGCUUUCAGUUCUACAGAAGUCUGGAGCGCUUUGGAGCCAAGCCCAUUAAACAAGAACCAGUAAAGCCCAACAUGAUGUGGCCCAACACUCCUGCAUUUGUGCAGACUCCUUACUCUUAUUACCCAAAAAUCCACCCUGGCCUGAUGUUUCCUUUUAUUAUGCCCCCAAACUUCCAUUUCAGGAAUUCCUUCCAACUGAAAAGAUCCCCGGAGCCAGCAUUCAGGACGACUGAACUGAGGGAAAGUGGUGACAAUAAACAGAAGGUGGAAAGAGUAGAUGUCAACCUCCAGAUUGAUGACAGCUAUUAUGUUGAUGUAGGGGGAGAACAAAAACGAUGGCAAUGCCCAAUGUGUGAAAAGUCCUACACUUCCAAGUACAACCUGGUCACCCACAUCUUAGGACAUAGCGGCAUCAAACCUCAUGCUUGCACUCGAUGUGGCAAGCUUUUCAAGCAGCUGAGCCACUUGCACACUCAUAUGUUGACACACCAGGGUACUCGACCACAUAAGUGCCAGGUGUGUCACAAGGCUUUCACCCAAACCAGUCAUCUGAAGAGACAUAUGAUGCAACACAGUGACAUCAAGCCCUACAACUGUAGGAUCUGUGGCAGAGGUUUUGCCUAUCCAAGUGAGCUGAAAGCCCACGAGUCCAAGCAUGAGAGUGGCCGAGAGAACAUUUGUGUUGAGUGUGGUCUUGACUUUCCAACCCUGGCCCAGCUGAAGAGACACUUAACAACCCAUCGAGGUCCUAUACAGUACAAUUGCACAGAAUGUGAUAAAACUUUCCAGUACCCAAGCCAGCUGCAAAAUCACAUGAUGAAGCACAAAGACAUCCGUCCAUACAUCUGUACUGAAUGUGGCAUGGAGUUUGUGCAGCCCCACCAUCUCAAGCAACACUCUUUAACCCACAAGGGUGUGAAAGAGCACAAAUGUGGGAUCUGUGGCCGGGAGUUUACUCUGCUAGCCAACAUGAAGAGACAUGUGUUGAUCCAUACCAAUAUCCGAGCCUACCAGUGUCACCUGUGCUUCAAGAGCUUUGUGCAGAAACAGACUCUGAAGGCACACAUGAUUGUUCACUCUGAUGUCAAGCCCUUUAAAUGCAAGCUGUGCGGAAAGGAAUUUAACAGAAUGCACAAUUUAAUGGGACACAUGCACUUGCAUUCAGACAGCAAACCAUUCAAGUGUCUCUACUGUCCCAGCAAAUUCACCUUGAAGGGAAACCUCACCAGACACAUGAAAGUCAAACACGGGGUCAUGGAAAGAGGAUUUCAUUCUCCAGGUUUUGGAAGAGGAAGAAUUACACUAUCCCAGACAGGUGUCUUGAGAAACUUGGAACAGGAAGAGCCUUUUGACCUUUCCCAGAAAAGCCAAGGGAAAGGAAUUUCAUUUCAUUCUGAUGGUGAGAGUGCCAAGGGAAGCUCAUGUCAGGAGGAAGAGGAAGACAACUGCUAUGAAGCACAGCAAUACAGUCCUGUCAUGUACCAUCAUGAAAACAACAAGCUGUAUAUGCCCCGAGAUCUGUCUAGCAAACCAGACUACGUGGUGAAAGAUUUCAAAGAAUCCUACUGUGAUGAGAAGGAGGAAAUGUUGCAAGAUGGAGGACUGGAGAAGGGGAAAGGAAAUCAAGACAAAGAAGAGAACCAAGAGGAGAGAAGCUUUGCGAAUAAUAAGGAAUGCCUGAGCUUUAGACCCUUUGAAAAGGCCAGACUCAGCCAUUCUCUCUCUGAUUACCUAUACUUCAAACACAGGAAGAACAGUUUAAAAGAAUUACUGGAAAGGAAAAUGGAAAAACAAGCAAUGCUUUUAGGCAUCUAAAUUGACAACUUUUAAGUUACACUUGGAAACUGAGAACUAGGCAGCACAAUCAUGGCUCUUAACAUGAAUUGUGAUUGCCAGAGAUUGGCAACUUGUAAAAAUCUUUUAGGAUAAACAAGCCAAGUCAAUACAGAUCAUUUUAAGGUAAAAAAUAUAUAGAAUAUUGUAUUUUCUGGUGUAAUUUGACUGCUUUGUUCUUCUGAUAUACAUCCACAUUUUCAUAUGUAUUAAUUUGAUAUAUAAGCAGGCAAUAGGGUGGGUACAGAGGUUUUAUUUCCUUUAUCUAGGACAAUACCAACUUAUACACAAUUUUCUAGUUAUUAAAAAGCAGUGUACUGUAGUGUUUGAGGUAUUAGCUGACUAAAGAAUAUAUAAGAACACUUAUUUAUGCAGGUUUCAAGAGCUCAAAAUAUGCUAAGUAUUUUACAGCAUAUGCAAAAGUAUUGUUAAAUAUGCAUGCAUGAAAAUACUGUCUGUCAUUGAUCUCAGAACUAACACAACCAAGAGGUUCUGAGUUAUUGAAAAUGACUGCUUUAAUGCAUCUGUUUACAGUGGGAAAUGGGAAACAAAAUAAGAUGAAACUCUAAUGUCUUGUCAGAUGGGUAACAGCUUUAUAAUUCACACUCUUGUGAAAGGACUAGAAUUGGUUCAGAGGCCUUUUUUCUGUGACAUAGGGUGUAGUAAUGCUUUGCUGCAUCCUUAUCAGCAUGGGAGCAUUUAACAAUUCUUGAAAUUAAAUAGCUGACUGAGCUGACAUUUUAUUUUAUUGUUUGUUCAGGCCAAUACAUUUGAGGAGCAACAGCACAUUGUAUUUGCAAAUUUUGCUGUAAUUGCACAUAAGCAAUAAGAAUGAAAGAGAAUUAAUUUAGUUGAGCGCAAUGGUAAAUUUUUCCCAUUAAUCUCUCACCUUCAUUUUGGAGAGCUGUGCUAAUUUGAAAUCCAAUAUCUGAACUGUUUUUGUUUUAAAAGAAACAUCAAAACAAAAUACCCAUCGUCCUGCCCAAAUACAUCCCACAAAAGCCCUGGUGUCUGGUACUUCAAAUCUCCCUUGAUUUGACCCACAAACUUUCUCCCAUUAAUAUAACUGACCAAUAGGAUCCAGCCCUUUCAAGUGAUUAAUAGAAAAUAGAGUUCUACUCAGGCUAUUCUUAAUAACUCAGUCCGAAAUUUUCAUCCUCAGACUCAUGUCUUAUUAUAUUGUAUCAGGUCCCAGACAGGAAGCACUUUAUUUUUAAGCUGUAUUAGUAGGUAUCUAUGUAGUAUACGUGGAGUACUUUGACAGAGUACCCUAUGUCCUUUUUUCUGGCUACUAGUAAAAGCAUUACUCAAAGCACAUUCCUUUAAACAUAGAAUUUUUUUUUUUUUUUUUGACCAGUGCCCUGGUUCCUGUAACUUUGAGAGAUAUGGCAAAGAGGCCAAAGCCAUGCUGUCACUUGAAAGGGAAAUGACAACCUUCUAUUACCUUGUUAAUUAACUAUGUACUUUUGAGAUUCAAAAUCAAUAACUUAAUAUGUUUAGAUUUACAUAUGGAUACAUAUAUUUUGAAAAAUAUAUGAAAAUGAUUUUCCCCUUUAUUUACCUUUCAAGCCCUCAAUUUAGGAUUCUGUUUUACCCCUGCAAUAUUUGAUGUCUACAGCACAUAAAUUUGUUACAAUAGACACAACUAUUAUAGAAAACAUAUGUUCAUGGGUUAUUAGGAACACUUGCUGAUUGUGUCUGCUUCAAAAUCUCAGUCUUCUACCACUAAAGGAAACCCUCUUGGCUCACCGAAGUAGUUCUCACAUCCUUUCUGUUUGCCACCCGCUACAGGGAAAUACCACUCAUUUAUGGUGUAGCAUGCUGGGUUUGUGCAGUUUGAAUCCAUAGGAAAAGAUAUGAUGUCAUUUCUGUCCACCUUCCAAGGCCCAUGUAUGGGACACAAUAUAUAACAAAGAUUCUGAAUGGGAGCACAAAAAUAUUAUUCCUCCAGGAAACUUAAGGAUGGCAGAUCCAUAUCUAUAGUGUAAUUAACUCUUUCUGCUGUGAAUAAUUUUAACAAUAAAAGCCAGGGUACACCAAAUGUGUGUGGAAUGCAGGUAACUUUGGGACUAAAAUGAAUGACCCCCUCCCCCUUCCCCAAAUGAGGUACAUUUGAAGGAACAUAAGAACUGCCAUACUGGGUCAGACCAAAGGUCCAUCUAGCCCAGUAUCCUGUCUUCUGACAGUGGCCAAUGCCAGAUGUCCCAGAGGGAAUGAUAAGAAUGGGUAAUCAUCAAGUAAUCCAUCCCCUGUCUCCCAGUCCCAGCUUCUGGCAAACAGAGGCUAAGGACACUUUCCUAGCCCAUCCUGACUAAUAGUCAUCGAUGGACCUAUCCUCCAUGAAAUUUAUCUAGUUCAAUUUGGAACCCUGUUAUAGUCUUGUACUUGACAACAUCCUCUAGCAAAGAGUUCCACAGGUUGACUGUGCAGGUAUGACCUGCAGACAUUCAGUGAUGGGUCCAUGCCCUUUAUUCAUAUGCAUAAGUUGUACAUUUUUUCAUUGUGAGACAGUCCAUUCUAGUCACUACAUUAGGUUUAGGUGUAUAUCUUGAAAGCAGCAUGGUUGCAGAGGUAGCAUGGCCUAGUGCAUAAAAUAAUGGGCUUGCAUCAUCAGACUGCAGUUCUGUUCCUGGCUUUACCACCAGACUACUGGGUCACACUGAGCAAGAACUACAGAUGAAGAAUGCACUUAAAAGCUAGGUAUUAUUAUUAUGUCAUAAGAGACAAAAGGUCACAUGAAGUGAACCGGUCAAAAGAUACAAGACAGCAGCUACUCACUGAAACACAAUCUCAUGCAAUAUGGUCCAGAUUUUUUAUAGCUCACUACCCACAGUCAGCCAGAUUUUUAAGCGAACUCAGUUCCCAGGUAGGCACCAAAGUAAGUGACCAGAUUUUCAAAAGUGCCAAGAGUGCAGGUGAGUGUUUUUAAAUAUCUAGCCCUGACUGGAGAAUACUGAAAUCUGGCCCUGAGCUCUUCUGAAAAUUUGGCUACAAAGGUGCGGGUGCUGAAUUAGUGACAUAACCACUGAAAUAUUGGCUCUGGAAGAGGUUGCAACAAAAUUACAUAGUCUUAGACCCCACCAAAUGCAAAUGCCAAGUGGGCCCUUUGAAAGUAAGUCACUGCAACUACAUUAGCUCACCUGGCUGGGUAGCCCAAAGCUUCCAACAACACCUUCAUUGUCACCACCUUUCCCCUUUCCUGCUCAUAUAAUCCCAUUUCCCCUCAGAACAACAGAGAGAUGCAGUCCUGUAGCUGAAAGGAAAGGAUAAUCUUCCCCAAAAUGGUAUUACCAUUUGGGAACCAGCAGUAUGGUUUGAAACCUGAGGUAAACCCCUCUUCUCACAGCUGUCCCAGAAAGCAAAGACCACCACAAAUUUCUUUCCGUGAGGUUCUCAGGCAGUCCCAGUCUACUCAUUCCCUCAGCCAUCAACCAUCCAAUACUAAUUCAUCUUAGAUCUAUAAAGAACUCAACCAAAGCAUCCAUGAAUCAGAGAAUGACAGAAGAAUUGCAAAUAAAACCAUUACUGAGAUAAUAAUAAGGGCAUGGCACAAAGUGACACAAGCAAAGAGAAGGAGAAAGAAUUGUCCAUCUGUAGAUGCCUCCACAUUGCAGGAUAUAGUGUAGCUGGAACUGUGAAAUCUGCCAUACGUGGGUCCAAAGGAACAAAUUAAGGAGAGUCUCCAUUGUGAAAUGCCUUGCUUUUCUUUUACUUGAUCUUCACAGUCUUUACUUUGCCAUUUUUGAAGGAUGGAUAUUAAGAGUCUUUAAUAGUUUUAAAAUUUCUUGUAGAAAUAAAAAUUGCACUGACAAGGAAGGUAUUUUCCAGAUCUAAUUUCUAUGUGCUCAGCUUUGAUCAUCUGCUCUGCCUACAGGUAUGGAACUGCUCCAGGUAUAGAUUAUAAAGGAGGCCUACAGUGCAAGGUGGCACAGAAAGCUUCACUUUAUUCAUUUUCUAUAAUCUGGACCUUUAUAAUUGUAUGAUAUUUUAAAAACAUUUUAGAGGAUGCCUCAAUGUGGCCUCUACUUGAUUUUCCCACACUGCCUUAGUGGCUACUUCGGCACAACAGGUCAAAUUAAAGCUCAGCCACCAUGAAAGCUAUAGAUCCAAUUAGGUCAUCCUGGUUUCCUUGGUUAUUACUGGAAUCCAAUUCCACCCUUCAGAACUGAUUAAUAGUGAGUUCAAAGUGUCUAUAAAUUUACUUCACUGAAAUUCUUUGGAGAGCACUUGCUCAAGGAGCUCCAUAGAAGCCUACUGAAGAAUGGUAGAUUGGCAACUUCAUCAGGAGUGUGGGCAGGAGAGGGGUCAGGACAAAUACAGGUUAUUAGUAGGUAGUUUUACUAUCGGGGCAGCACUGGGAUGUUUGAGUUCUGCAAGGUACUGUACAGAGCAGAGUAAGCAAGCAACAAAUUCAGGCGUCAAACUAAACUCAGGAUGAAGAGCUAUGGCACAUCCACUGAGAAAUUUGCAUUAUUGAUAAUAUGGGGCUGCCUGAGCAAGCACUGAACUUUGCCUUGAAGAAUUUGGUAACAUCUUUUAUGGACUCAAUUUUGCAGGCUGCUGAGCAUCUCCUAGAAGGGCUUUACCAUUCGCUUCCUGGCUUUUAUAACAUGUUAGCUAUAGCUUGUUUAUCAAACAGGCCAAGUGGUCUUCUGAUGCUGCCACCACAUUCCUCUUUUUAGAGCUCUGUGCCGGUUGAAUAGCCAAUUUUCUAAUCUCAUUAUUCAUCUGUUGCUGCUAGACUCAGGUGCAGCUGGUGUAUAAUUAAGAAGUGUAAUGUAAGUACUGUAUUUAUUGUGCCAAAAAAGUAUUUAAUAAAGUAUUAACAUGUUUUUUAGUAAUAAGUUGUGUUUGCUUAGCUGAACAAGAUGUAACAGAGCUAACAUUUUGUACUCAGCAGAUUUGGAAAAAACAUUGCAGUAGAUGUUUAUUUCAUACAGAAUGCUGGUUUGCUAUUUAAAGACAAAAACUCAAAAGAAUGAACCAAUUAAAGUUGUGAAUGUUCAGCUUGCAGCACUAUAUCUCGAUGGCAAAAGCAGUUCACCUGAAAAUAACAUGUAAAUUGUAUUUUGUUAAUUUAAGCAAAUAAAGAUAUACGGAAGA
This is a messenger RNA of Dermochelys coriacea (leatherback sea turtle), 8051 nucleotides long. RefSeq names its product zinc finger protein 366 (gene ZNF366). The record is from RefSeq and is a predicted model, not a curated record. NCBI's taxonomy places the organism in Eukaryota, Metazoa, Chordata, Testudines, Dermochelyidae. The transcript is spliced from 6 exons. Gene Ontology annotation, molecular function: RNA polymerase II cis-regulatory region sequence-specific DNA binding; DNA-binding transcription factor activity. Bases 726 to 2930 code for a protein of 734 amino acids. Gene Ontology annotation, biological process: regulation of transcription by RNA polymerase II.